Molecule: messenger RNA, 938 nt
Organism: Gamsiella multidivaricata
Lineage: Eukaryota; Fungi; Mortierellomycota; Mortierellomycetes; Mortierellales; Mortierellaceae
Exons: 1
Coding region: 247-717 (156 amino acids)
Source: RefSeq, a predicted model, not a curated record
AACGGAUAAACGGAAUAGGAUGUUUUUGGAAAAUCAAAGAGCCGGAUGCGGCAUGCAAUGUACAGUCACCGCACAAUUUUUUUUCUGCCAUAGAAACAUAGAAACAAGCAACUUGUUUGUAUACAAAUAUACGUGUAUGGAAUGAAUAUGUUGUGUGCAUAGUUCAAAACAGUUGGGUAUCGUUUCGUUUCGUUUUGGGGUGUCGUGUCGUGUCGUGUCGAUACACAGGAGCCAUCGCAUGAAUUCAUGCAGCAGCCAGCACACACACACACACACCCAAAAGAAAUAAAAAAGAUCUUUGUUUCUUCUUGGUUCUCCUUGGGGGGGGGAGGUCUCUUUGGCUUUCUGUGUGUAGAUUGCACAGAACCAAUAAAUGUAGUGUGCUAUAGGAGAGAGAGGGAGGAAGGAAGGAAGGGAGGGAUGACGAUCAAGCUGAUCGAGAGACAGCACAGCAUUCCGAUUCCUUUGGGGUCUCCGUGCUGGCGACCAUUGAUGGAACUAUUGUGGGGGUCUGAAUACGAGUGCUGGACUGAGACUGAGACUGGGAAUGGGACCAGCCCUGGUGCCUGGAUUAUAUUAAAAAAAGUAGCAAAAAAAGUAGCAGUCCCGGAGUCUCGGAGUCUCGUGGUCUAUGUAAUAGAACCAAUCCUGGGUGGGCUUAGCUGGAGAGAUGCACGGAUUGGUGGCAAGGUGAGAGAGAGAGAAGGAGGCACGUGAAUGCGAUGGGAUGGGAUACGCGAGAGGGGUCUUCAUGCUCCUUUGCCAACCGCUGGCUGGGAGCGGAGGAGGGCCGAGAACAGGGCGCGUGCAGGAAGAGGGAAGAGGAGGGAGAGAGCGAGAGAGAGUGAGAGAGAGUGAGAGAGAGGAUGUAUGGAGUGUGUGGUGUAGGAAGAGGGAGGAGGAGAACGAGAAGGAGAAGGAGGAGGAGGAGGGAACAC